UUUCGGACAGCUAAUAGCUCCUCUCCUCACUGAGAAGUAGGCCGCUCCUUUUUUUUCCUCCUUGUGCGCACUUGUCCAUCUCCUCUGAACCCCGCGGGCGUCGCCGGUGAUCUGAAGCCAUGGCCCAGGACAUGACUCUGCUGUGGGGCUCCGGCUCCCCGCCGUGCUGGAGGGUCAUGAUCGCGCUGGAGGAGAAGAACCUGCAGGGCUACAACCAGAAGCUGCUCUCGUUUGAGAAGGGCGAGCACAAGUCACAAGAAGUGUUAGAUAUGAACGCCAGGGGACAGCUUCCAUCUUUCAAACAUGGAGACGUCGUCGUGAACGAGUCCUACGCGGCCUGUUUCUACCUGGAGAGUCAGUUUAAGUCCGAGGGAUAUAGACUGAUCCCAGACACCCCUGCCGAACAGGCCCUGAUGUACCAACGCAUGUUUGAGGGUCUCUCCUUCUACGAAAAACUCAAUGCAGUUAUCUACUAUGACUGGUUUGUCCCUGAAGAAGAGAGGCAUGACUCUGCUCGAAAGAGAAAUGCGGACGCUCUGACCACUGAGCUCAAUCUCUGGGAGGGUUACCUGCAGAAUUUGGACUCGGGACUUCACCUGGCUGGACUGUUCUUCACUCUGGCAGAUGUGGCCGUCUUUCCAACUGUUGCUACCCUCUUCAGAUUCGGGCUGUCUGCAGAGCGUUACCCGAAACUGGGAGAUUACUACGCUGUGCUGAAGCACCGGCCCAGCAUCAAAGCCAGCUGGCCUCCUCACUGGCUGGAGAACCCCAAGGGACAAGAUGCACUCAAAGACGUCUGAGGGCCCCAGAGUCUACCUGUACUGUUUUGUUUUGCAUAAAAAUGACUUUUGUUCCAUAUAGUUCCAGCUCACACGUUGUCAAACGUGAUAACGCUCUUUGAGUUGUUUCUGCUAAUGAAUAGGAAAAAGAUGACCAGUCCUGAGUGCUCCUGUUACAGCAGCAUAAAUGUUGCUUCUCGUCAAACUAGCCUUUUAAAUUUCGUUUGAAGGUUUUUGCCAGUCUUGUCUGUUGACACACGCUGGCUUUGUUCAACUGCAGCAUGUGAUGUUUGCAGAGGCUGCAGACAAACAUUCUAACUGUGGUGGUGCUGACGAGGCACUUUUUGUUGCUGAGAGAUAUACAUCACAUCAAUGUCGGCUAAUACAUAGAAGCUACUAUAACAGCA
This is a messenger RNA of Pseudoliparis swirei, 1186 nucleotides long. RefSeq names its product glutathione S-transferase A-like. The record is from RefSeq and is a predicted model, not a curated record. NCBI's taxonomy places the organism in Eukaryota, Metazoa, Chordata, Actinopteri, Perciformes, Liparidae. The coding region runs from base 120 to 800 and encodes 226 amino acids. Gene Ontology annotation, molecular function: glutathione transferase activity. The transcript is spliced from 6 exons. Gene Ontology annotation, biological process: glutathione metabolic process.